Molecule: messenger RNA, 945 nt
Organism: Hylaeus volcanicus
Lineage: Eukaryota; Metazoa; Arthropoda; Insecta; Hymenoptera; Colletidae
Exons: 2
Coding region: 167-745 (192 amino acids)
Source: RefSeq, a predicted model, not a curated record
UUUAUCGAGAUUUUUCAUUUUUCUCUUCAGACAAAUUAAACUAGUCUCUUUUUAAAAAAAUUAAAAUUGUUUUAAAUAGAAACUUAUCGUUUCAAUUUUAUUUCCAUAGUUUCUUAGUCUAAAAGAAACAAAAAACAUAUGUAGCUGUUAGUAAAAGAAUAUAAAAAUGAAAUCCGAAACUGAUUUAAAAGCAGUAGCAGAUGCUAAAAAAAAUGAAAACUCUUAUGAUAGCAAGAAAGCACAUAAGGUUUUACCAUACGUAGCUUCUUCCAAAUCAGUGUAUUCUAACCCUUUAAAGUAUUAUGAAAGUCAAGUUUUUGCCAAAGAAAUCGUUCCAAAAGUCCACGCGCAAAAUCAAUUUUCAUUUUUGUUAUCCUUACAAAAAGAAAUUGAUCAGGAAGAAACCCACUCUGACGCUAUCUCAUCAAAAAAAGAUGAACGGUUAUCUAUUGAUGUCAAUGAAAUUCCUAUAGAUGAUAUGUUAUUGGACGAACAUAACUUAGGAGAUGAUAGUAAAUACGAUUCUUUGUUUCCAGAGUCUAUGGAUCAAAUACAUAAUAAUUUUAAAUUCGAAAGAACCUUGAGAGAUGAAAAACACCAUGAUGAUAACCCAACUCACUCGGACAGUUCCAACACAAUUUUACAAGAAUCUUUAGCAGAUAAAGAUUAUAAAUUUGAACCAUUACUGGAGGAUGCUGUUGUUCAACCUUCAAGAUUUUUUGUUUGUUUUCCAUGUAUUGUCUAGAUUUUGUUAAAAUUUCUUUAACAAAAAAAAAGAAAAUAUUAAAAAAAAAAAUUUGUUUAAUAAUUUUAAACUAUUUUUUUAGUGCAAUAUAUUAAGUUAUUCCAUAGUAUAAUUUUUUUUUUCUUAAUAAUUAAAUUUGGGUUACACUAGUAAUUUUCAUUUUUUAUUUUCUAUUAAUUAAAAAUUAAAAAAAAAAAUUG